Molecule: messenger RNA, 1977 nt
Organism: Penicillium cinerascens
Lineage: Eukaryota; Fungi; Ascomycota; Eurotiomycetes; Eurotiales; Aspergillaceae
Product: putative sensor histidine kinase/response regulator
Exons: 1
Coding region: 1-1977 (658 amino acids)
Biological process (GO): phosphorelay signal transduction system; protein autophosphorylation
Molecular function (GO): histidine phosphotransfer kinase activity; phosphorelay sensor kinase activity
Source: RefSeq, a predicted model, not a curated record
AUGGCCACUGUUCUCGAUGGGAGUCUCUCUGCACAGGAACUUGCUGAUAUGUUACCAACCGGCGUUGCAAUUCUCAAUCAAAAUGAUGAGUCAAUCAUGGUGAACCGGCGUUUCCGGGAGCUUAUGACCUGUUCCGGUGCGAGAUCAUUUGAAUGCUGGUCACAAUCAAUCCACCCAGAAGAUUAUGACCGGGUAGCCACUGCCUAUUUCGAGACCUCACGCUCUAAGCAUGCCCUACGCAUCGAAUUCCGCACUCGCAGCCGAAUCCCUUUGUGGCGUGUUCUGAUGUUGGCUCCAUUAGAUAACGCUGAUCUGCACCGGCUCAAUUUAAGCAAUGGCGGCUUUAUCUGCACUAUAGCAGACAUUACCCACGAAAAGACAGCCGAGCUACUGCAAGCGGAAAUUGCACGAGAGGCGCAAGAGCGCAAGCAACAACAGGAACGUUUCAUUGAUAUGAUCAGUCAUGAAGUCCGAAAUCCUCUUUCUGCUAUUCUUCAUUGCACGGAGGAUAUACUUGAAGCAGUAAAGGACAAAGAAAAACCUGUCGCAGACAUUGCACAAGCAGCAGAAACUAUAAGCUUCUGCAUUGCACAUCAAAAGAAGAUUGUCGACGAUGUCCUUACGUUCUCCAAGCUAGACGCAUCGAUGUUGACCUUAUCACCGCGAAGAGGUCAGCCAAAACGACAUUUGGCACGGACAAUGUCCAUAUUUCGGCCGGAGCUUCGGAAGCAAGACAUUCAAUUCGAAUACAAACUUGACAAUUCUUACGCAGAUUGCGGGAUUGAGUGGGUGUUAGCCGAUUUCAGCCGGAUGGGCCAGGUUCUCAUCAACCUGGUUUCCAAUGCUAUUAAGUUCACUGCCAGAGCGGACAGCAAGAGAGAGAUCAGAGUCUCCAUAGGCGCCUCCACGAAGCGGCCGCCAUCCUACCCCCCCAAUGUUGUUUUUUUCGAAUCCGGCGAACAUGCACUUCGUUUAGACGCCACCACCACACCUGAGUGGGGGGAGAGCCCAGUUGCGUAUGUGAUGGUUGCAGUGAAGGAUACCGGGAUUGGCAUUAGUGACCAAGCUCAAAAGCGGCUCUUUGAGCGCUUCAACCAAGCAACACCGAGAACUGAGAGCGUUUACGGUGGAUCCGGUCUCGGCCUCAAUGUGAGCAGAAAGCUCUGUCACCUUCACGGAGGAGAAAUCGGCGCAAGCUCAAGGGAAGGGGAAGGGAGCACGUUUGGUUUCUUCUUCAAGGUCAGGCGGGACACUGAGCCACCUAGUCUCAAUCUGCCUAAUUAUGACGAAUCCGAAAUUGAGCACUUAUGUGGUGGCAUCCAAGCGCUGAGCAACAAAGCCACCGGGGUCAACAGUCGGAAGAAGUCUCCCGAAAUCCCAGAGGAUCCCAUUAUCACUCACAUUGCGGAGAUAUCCCCGGGGGCUGCGAGUGACGACAAAUAUAUGCAUACGUUGGAACUGGCCCACCAAGCUAAGCCUGAUGAGCCUUCUGCGAGCGACCGCCAAAUAUUACACCCUGAUCUCGACGUGGACGAGCCAUCAAACAGCCCAGGAACGUCCGACUCAAUUGGAGUGGAAUCCGAUACGAAAGCAACUCGACAUAUUCUCGUGGUAGAAGAUAAUAUAAUCAAUCGACAAAUUGUUUCCCGGAAGCUACAAUCUUUGGGAUUCCAUGUUUCGGAGGCGACGAACGGCCAAGAGGCGUUGGAUGCUGUCCAACGUGAUGAAUUUGACUGCAUCCUCAUGGACCAAGAAAUGCCAGUUAUGAAUGGAACUUCCGCAACUAUGGCAAUCCGCAAUCUUGGUAGCGACUAUACAGCAGAUAUCCCUAUUCUUGGGGUCACUGCAAAUGUGAGGGCGACUCAACAAAUAGAGAUGCUGGACGCUGGUAUGGACGAUAUUAUCCAUAAGCCAUAUCGAACGAAUGACUUGUAUGAGAAGAUAAACCAGCUGAUAAUACUCAGAUCGACGAAAUGA